CGUCUUGGCAAAAGCAUUCCUAGCCGCGUUUUGCAUGCCGGCAUCAAACCAUUGCUUUCCCCAGAGUCGCUUUUCCUACGUUUGAGCAGCUUUCUGUUGCUAAAAGUUGAGUUUAUUCCAAUCGGCGUGUACAACUCUAUACAUUCUUCUGUUAUCCGUAGUUUGAUCAUCGGAAAAGGGUGUCAAUAAUGGCCGAAAUGUACCGGGAGGUGCCCCUAUUUCAGCAAGGCAUUGCAGCUGGUGGGAAAAAAGCGAAAACGAUCAACAUUUCAUCAGCCGGUGGGUACCAUGCGAUGCUGGUGGAUUCAAAAACAUCGGAAAUAGCUGGUGGAUUUCGAGUGGAUCACUUCAUCAAGGAUGUUCCCAUUCUUAAACGUUUCAUUUACUGGCGAACAUUCAGAGAAUCAAUCUUUUUAACCGAAACCUGUUUGGAUAGAAGCCAUGUUUGCUAUGAGUUAAAAAUAACGUUCGAAGGAAGUCCGAUACUGGCGGUGGAAUGUUACAAGUCAUCAAACUCGCCAUUGCUCCUGAUUUUCGUUACCACCACGUCCAUUCAUCGGGUAUCGUUUGAGAUGCCUUCAGCCAUGGACCAUCAAUUGUACACUGAGCAGGAUUCAAUUCUGCUCCAGAUAAACGAAAGCAUGAUAACGGAUCCCCUAUACUGCUACACGUUCAUAAACGACAUUGGUCAAGCCGUUCCAGUGGCCGCAACCAUUGCCAAUUCUAGCGAUAAUUUAGAAAGCAAAUUUGCCAUUGCAUGCACCAACUCUCUGUUCCUGCUAUCACUACGAAAGGAAAGGGAACGAAUGAUGGUGCAAUGUUCGGAGCUAGACCACAACCCCUUAACCUUUUCAAAACUGAUCCAUUCGAUAACGGAUUCUUGGCGUAAAAAAUCAUUCACCAGCCAGGUAGUGGCAAUGUCGUUUGACACGCACACGCUCGUAGAGAAUCAAUCGUUUCUCUACACCCUGCAUCGUAACGGUGCGUUGCGUGUUUGGCUGCUGGACGGACGGUGUCUGGCAUCGGAAUAUCUGUCCAAAUACACGCAGGGCAGCGAGACGGAGUUUCACACAUGUAUCUUGCGGAGCUCCCAAUCGUUGGUGGCCCUUUACUUUUCGUUUCAAACAUUCUCCGAGUUUGUAAUAAUACGACCGGACGUGUCGGUGGAUUCGGCUGGUGGAACGAUCUCAGCUGUAAUCCUCAAAAAGAUGUGCACCGUCCUAGCGCCAAACUACGAUCUGAUUGAUUUCAAGCUCUGCGAUAAACGCCUGUGGACUUUAUGGUGCAAUGCGGAAGGUGAAUCGCAGGCACUGGUGUACGAGCUAAGCCCGAACGAUUAUGGUGACACUUUGCAGAACAACGUGUGGUCACCAAUCAUUCUGGAAAACAUUAGCGACAAAGAACAUUCGGCGCUGGAAGUUGGUGUCGAUCUGAAGGAUGUGUACUGCAAUCGCAUUUUUCAGUCAGGCUGUUUUCCCGACAAAGUUAUUAGAAAAUCGCUCACGAUGUUUAAUCGUAAUACGGCCAGCAUACCGACGAGCACCGGUGCUGUCAACUACAAUAUGCUACGCUUGAAAAGAUACGCACUGACGUGCAUUGAAAGCCAACUUCAGCAAGAGUGCACCACUAUGAGACAGAACGGCCCGCUGGAUAAUGACCAGAUACAGGAAAUAUCGAAUGGGCUGUGGGAAAAAUUGUACCUCUACUGCGUCCAGUAUCGGUACGAAUCUUCGCGCCCCAUUGGACUCUUCAUCUGUGAAGGAAUGCACAGGCAAACGUCGCACUACACAUUUGGCAUUAUAAGGAAGAAAAAUGUCAGCUUCUUCCGCGUUUGUGACGAGCUGGAAGUUGCUUUCAAUUCUCCGACAUGUUACGACCAAUAUGCGCCGAACGUGGCACUGCUCAAGAACGGUGCCCCCAGAGCUAAUCAGGAUAUGAUGGUGCUUGUUACGUUUUUGGGCGAAAUAGAGCAAACGCUUACGGCAGAGCAGAGGCAUAAGCUGGACAGUUUCCUGCAUCAGCGCCGGGAAGGUGAGGCGAGCGAUAUUUAUUUGUCGUUCAUCGGAGCUACUCAAAAUCAACUGCUGGUUCAUAACUUGCUGCCGGCCUUUUUGCAACGUGUUUCCGAUCUACCGCAAGCGAUCGAAGCAUUGCUGCAGUACGUCACACCGUUGAACAGGGCACCUUACCCGUCCACGGAACAGGACGAACCGACUGUCUACAGCAAUUUCGAGCUGACCAGUGAAGUGGCACUGACAACGGCAAAACAGCUGAUACAGUUGCGGUACCUGCUGCUGCGCAAUCUGCUGCUGCUGCAAUACAUGAUUCAAAGUCACUGCAACUUUCACUACCAUAUCCUCGAUGCCAUCCAGUCCACCAUUCGGUCGGAUACGGAAAAUCUGCUGCGCUGCUAUCACGUCAUGAACUGGAUCGCCCAGACGCGCCUAGACAUCGAUUGGACACGAUGCAACAAAAUAGCUGUUAUGCUCCCGCUGAACAUUCGUGCUUCGUUGACGUUGCUUCAGGCGUACGCUAUUUCUCAAAUCAAUGAGGACAUUGCAUUGGGGCGAAGCAACUUGUCGUCAUCUAGAGCACCGGAAACCGUGGCCGCUUUGUCUCUACUACAAAAAGCCAACACCAUCAUUGCUUUCAUAUGUCCCUCAAGCGACGAUUUCCUAUUCGGAGAAUGGCUUUCGCAGAAUGAUUUGCAUGUGCAUAUUGAUGAGUACGUUCGUUUGUUAAGCAAUUGGUGCGAGUGGAACAGUUGCUCCAGAAACUUCAUCAAGGCUAAAUCUUGCCUCGCGCUUGGCGACACAUUCAAAGCGCUCGAUCUUUUCCCGCUCUCCCUAAAAGGGAUCCAGACGGAGCGUAUAUUGAAAAAAUUCUUGUGCCAAGAUGAAAACAAGCCCAGCACAUCGCAAUACGCAACGCUUACAGCCUUUUAUCUGAAGCUCAUUCGUCUCUUCCAAGCGGACGGAGCUUACGACGGUGUGUUGAAAUUGGUGCACUCUGGAAUUGACAACACGAUUGAUCCCAUACAAAAGACCAUGUUCCAGAGUAUCGAAUUUAGCUGCCACAUUGAACUGGGCCACUACGAAGAAGCGUACAACGCGCUUAUCAAGAAUCACGAACCUGCACGCAAAAAAGAUUGCUUGCGGCAGUUGAUAUGUUUGCUGUUUUCGGUGCGCCGUUUGGACAUUCUGCUGGACCUACCGUACUAUGGGCUGGAGGAAGAGUUUACCAACAUUGUUGGCAUGACUGCACGGUCGGCGGACAUUGCCGAUUGCCUGCAGUACAACUUUUUGUACUCAUUUCACGUAAACAAAAUGAACCUGCGUAAAGCUGCCAUCAUAGCUUACGAAGAGGGAAUGCGCAACUUUUUAGAGUGCAACAGCCUGAAUCAUCUGAACAGAUACUAUUGCUGCCUGAUGAAAUGUUUAAAUUCGCUUUCUGUCAUCAAGGAAUCGUACGCGUGGAUAGUACAUCCGAUCAUAGAGCAGGGCGAGAUGCCCACCAUCAUCAAAGACGACACAAUUGACAUAGUGGAUAAGAAAAGGCUUCAGGAACAGCUGAUAACUACACACUGCGCCCUCCAGCUUUCCAUGUACAACGAUGGCUUCAAGCUGGUUACGUCGCUCGAUGCGAUGAAUCUGAUUUCGCUCAUGGUGAAGCGUAAAUUGUAUCGCUCGGCAUUGAAAUUGGCGCGGUGCCGCAUGCCAUCCAUGGUGCCCACCGUUUACGAGCAUUUAACCAGCUCCUGCAUUACAGCAUCGUCCGCUACCAAAGCGCUUGGCACGAGCGCCGAUAGCGCGACGGACGGUGGCUUACCUUGGUUGAGUGAUAAUUGCAUUUCCGAUCUAGUAGUCGUGCCCGAUAGUACUGCAACGGCGUGGAACUAUUUACGUUACACGUUAGAGCAGGAAAAUGAUGAACUCGUGAGUGACGCUUAUUUGGCAGUGUUUAAUCGCAUCCUGUCGCGCAGUGCGUAUAUUCCUACCUGGUUGAAGAAGUGGUGUUUCGAACAUAUUCCUACCCAAUUCAUUCGUGCUUAUCUACGCCACGGUCGCCUGGAGGAAGCGUACGAGUAUACACUCGAAUUGUUCCGGGCUAGAUUCUUCAGCGCCGGAAGAUUCAAUCACCACACCAUAUUUCCCCUAUCGCUGUGUGAGUAUCUCGUGUACGAACUCGAGUCGUCAGCCACGCACAGUAAGGAAAAGCAACACAUUGAACAUUACCUGCGGAUCAUUGAAGUGGCUCUUUAAAAAACUCCUUCUUUUCUUGUGUGGUUAGGUAAUUAGUAACGUUAAAAUGAUUAACAUGAUGAUUGGUAAUAAAAGCACUUGUGCGUUAAUUCUACGUGAA
Molecule: messenger RNA, 4362 nt
Organism: Anopheles stephensi (Asian malaria mosquito)
Lineage: Eukaryota; Metazoa; Arthropoda; Insecta; Diptera; Culicidae
Gene: Nup160
Product: nuclear pore complex protein Nup160 homolog
Exons: 14
Coding region: 189-4262 (1357 amino acids)
Cellular component (GO): nuclear pore
Molecular function (GO): structural constituent of nuclear pore
Source: RefSeq, a predicted model, not a curated record